GUCCUGGAGGACUACGCAGAUCCCUUUGAUGCGGCGCAGGUGGCUGGUAGCCAGGCAGGGCUGGAGAAGGUGACGGAGAACGAUGGCUACAUGGAGCCGUAUGAAGCCCAGAAGAUGAUGGCUGAGAUCCGCCAGAAGGGCUUACGGGAGGCUCCCGCCCGGCCGCUGCACCUCUACGACACUCCCUAUGAGCCUGUGCUUGGAGGGAUGGACACGGACAGUGACCGCCCGGCUUGCCCCAGGCCCAGGGAGUCCCGGCUGCCUGAGGACGACGAGCGGCCGCCAGAGGAGUAUGACCAGCCCUGGGAGUGGAAGAAGGAGCGGAUCUCCAAAGCCUUUGCAGCGCCCUUCAUCGGGGAGAGGAUUGACCCUGCCCUGCCCCUGGAGAGCCAGUGCUGGUACCACGGGGCCAUCAGCCGGACGGACGCGGAGACGCUGCUGAGGCUGUGCAAGGAGGCCAGCUACUUGGUGCGCAACAGCGAGACCAGCAAGAAUGACUUCUCCCUCUCCUUGAAGAGCAGCCAGGGCUUCAUGCACAUGAAACUGUCUCGGACCCAAGAGAACAAGUACGUGCUGGGUCAGCACAGCCCGCCCUUCGACAGCGUGCCCGAGAUCAUUCAUCACUACGCCAGCCGCAAGCUGCCCAUCAAGGGGGCUGAGCACAUGUCCUUGCUUUACCCGGUGGCUAUCCGUACCCUAUAG
Molecule: messenger RNA, 702 nt
Organism: Opisthocomus hoazin
Lineage: Eukaryota; Metazoa; Chordata; Aves; Opisthocomiformes; Opisthocomidae
Source: RefSeq, a predicted model, not a curated record